This is a messenger RNA of Blastomyces dermatitidis ER-3, 3742 nucleotides long. Its product is annotated as glutathione transferase. Gene Ontology annotation, cellular component: cytoplasm. NCBI's taxonomy places the organism in Eukaryota, Fungi, Ascomycota, Eurotiomycetes, Onygenales, Ajellomycetaceae. The transcript has 8 exons. Bases 153 to 2201 code for a protein of 682 amino acids. The record is from RefSeq and is a predicted model, not a curated record.
AAACUAACGAAUUAAACUCCGCCUGUUCUCGUGCCGCUUCAACCUCCGCAUUUUCCAGCAACAAAGCUCACCAAUAAACCCCCCCGGGACAAGCCUCGAGUGUCCGCGCCUAUUCGCACCCCGAGACACAACGGCUAUCUGGUGAAGCUGCCAUGGAGAACCAGGAUGUCCAGCUGCAGGACAACCUGCGCCGCCUCGAUGCCAGAGAGGACAUCCAGGCGCUGCCGACAGGACCCGGUCUGACCUCGAGAAUCAACAGCGACUUCGAAGCAGCAGCAAACGCUGCCGGCGGGUCUCAGCCGUUUAAUGUGCUUCCGGCGGCGACGGUUGAUAUGCAUCAGUCUUCCGUUGCGGGGCAAGCUGAGACACUUCUCGACAACAAUACAACCCCUCAGCCGGUACAGCAACAGCGCCCGCACCACCACAACAACGACCACCAGCAACAACAACCAUCACAAACGCAUCAUGCGAAUCACCAUACUCCAAACAAUGGCUUCCUCGAACAUAGAAACAAUGGCGCGGUCGAUAUGCUGCAGCAUCUCCAGACCCCUCUCCCGCCUCAUCUCCUAAACCAGUUCCACAGCACCCCGCCUCAUAUGGGCAGCGGCGCAAACGCUUCAGAUCAAUCGCCAUCGUCCCCUACUUCUAGUAAAGGAGAGUCCUAUUUUAAAAAUAUGAAACUGAUCCCUAAUCCGCCCGAUCUGAAAAAAUGGCGAGAGCGACUAUUCAAUGUUGAGGAUACGAUCGUCUUGAGUGAAGAAGAAUUCCAAACCUACUUCCCCCACAUCGACAACGUCUACUCUCACCGCUCUACCCAGAAAUAUAAACGCAAACUCUUCGUCUCUCACUACUGGGACUGCCGCCUCAAGGGCCGACCACCCGGAACCCCCAAGUCUCGCGACCCAAACAAAAAGAAGCGCAAGCGCACAGCCCGAGAGCGCGACCUUUGCGACGUCAAGAUCAAAAUCACAGAAUAUUUCCCUGGAGCCCUGACUACCCCACCGGGCUUGAGCCCAUCAAUCCUCUCCAUCAAUUCCCCACACCCCACAAGUACAACUACGGCGGCCGCUCCAGCUGGAUCUGAUAUGCAGACUCCUGCUGGCACCACCUCUCUCGCCCCUACGGACCAGAGUAAUGGAGCGCCGGCCCGUGUCGCAAGCCAUCAGUCCCAGUCCCAACCACAGCCAACGCAACUACAAUACCCGUUCGGCGUUCUAGCGCCCAGCGCGACGUUGCCGGAAGGCCAUCCUGGAGCAGCGGGUGCGAGGUACUAUACCAUCCAGAGAGUAAAUGGGAAUGGGGGCAAUGGGAGGGCGGAUGGGAUUGGCGGGCCACAUCGACAUACGCUAGAGGAGAGUGAUCGGAUUAAGAAGAAUAGUGUGCAGCGGCAUCUGCUUAAGGAGGAGAAGGAGAGGAAGAGGGCUAUGGCGCAGCAGAAAUCAUACCACAAGAAGGCCUCUGGCCCCGCUGCCGUAACGGUCAAAAAACACGCAAGAGAAUCAGACCUAAAGCUCUUCGGAAGUUGUUUCUGUCCGUUCGUCCAGCGUGUCUGGAUUGCCUUGGAGGUCAAAGGGAUUCCUUACCAGUACAUCGAGGUUGAUCCGUACAACAAGCCCGAGUCGUUGUUGGAGGUUAAUCCGCGCGGUUUGGUGCCCGCCAUCCGCCAGGGAAAUUGGGGGUGUUAUGAGAGUACAGUUUUGCUAGAAUAUCUUGAUGAUCUCGAAGCCGGUAAUCCUCUCCUCCCACCAAGAGACCCUCAGCUACGUGCCCAUUGCCGCCUAUGGGCCGAUCAUGUAAACCGCCACAUAAUCCCGACUUUCUAUCGCCUCCUCCAAGAACAAGACGUACAAAAGCAGACCACGCACUCAGAGGAGCUCCAAGCCGAAAUCAACAAACUCGUCAACGCCUCGCAUGUCCACGGGCCUUUCUUCCUCGGCCCCGCCAUCUCCUACGUAGAUAUCCAAUUCGCGCCCUGGAUGCUAAGACUCAGUCGUGUGCUCAAACGAUAUCGCGGCUGGCCGGAUCCUGAGCGGGGGAGUCGCUGGGAAGCGUGGGUGGAUGCUGUGGAAAAUGACGAGCAUGUCAUAGCCACGACGAGCGCGGAUGAGUUGUAUUUGGAUAGUUAUGAGCGGUAUGCUGAAAAUCGGUCUAAUACGUCACUGCUGGCGAAUGUAAUUAAUGCGGGGCGGACCUUGCCAUAGCUGGCGUCCAUAUGGUUCCUGAGCGGUCGUGAUGGAUGGCGUCAUAUAUAUAUAUAUAUAUAUUUAUCGUUUCUCUGUUGUUUCAGGUGGUAUUUUCUUCUAGCAUUUCCGGAACGAGAACAGGCGCUGGCGUAUUUUCUGGGUACUGGAACUGGAUUUUGUAUGGUAUGGGUUUCUCGUUCUUGGUGAGGUCGCGUAUAUGUCGAUUGAGUAAUAGUUCUUUGUCGUCGUUGGUCCUCUCCUUCAUCCUGUGUCCAUCUUGCAUCGGAUAUCCUGACUUCGUCACGCAGAACGAAAAAGUAUAAGUCUUUUGCUCAAUUGAUCAACAAACCAUGCAACACGCUUAAAUAGGUUGGUUUGAAUGAAGUUGAUUAACCAAAGACUUUGCACCGCGCGGGCUGAAUCCAAACCCCCCUCGUCCACUCCCAUCUGGCCCCCUUGGAGUUCUAAGUGGCAUCUGUUGCUGCUGCGACUGCUGCGGCUUCUCCUGCACUCGUCCGUUCUCCUGCCCAUUAUUUACAUAAUUUUGCCUCCUGUCCCCUCUCUGCCCAUGCCCCGAAGUCGAUCGCGUAGGGUAAUUAGGAUCGUAUAGCUGUCUAUUAGAUUUAUUAUUAUUAUUGUUGUUGUUGCUGUUGUAAUUGGCCGAUAUCUCCUUCCUCUCCCGACUCUCCUUGCUGCUGGCAUUAUGCCGGCCGGCUCUCCCCUUGCCUCUCGUACCAAGACCCUGCCUAUGAGAAUGGGAAUGAGGAUGAGGAUGAUCCUGUGACUGUGACUGUGAUGGUGGCGGUGUUGUGCUCGUGCUACCCGGCGAAGAGGCCCCCGAGCCAGCCCCUGACGGACUCCCAAACAGCCGCUCUCUUACUUCCUCGUAUUUGCGCUGUCUCUCCUCCCGUUCCCGCUCGCGUUGUGCCUGCAGCUCUUCCGGUGUUAAUUUCGGCCCUUCCUCUCCGUCGUCAUCAUCGUCACCGUCGUCAUCGUCGUGGUUAGGUAAAAAAUCUGGAGGCAUUGCGAUGGUGGCAGUGGCGCCGGUAGCGGGGGAGCUCAUGCCGGAGACGGAGAGGUGUUGGAUACCUGCCAUUGUAGCGUCAACGGCACCCGACGCGGAUGAGGACGGAAAUGGGGAGACGGCUGAGGGUGAUUGAGAUUGCGAGUGUUGGCGCUUGGCGAGUUGGGGUUUGCGGCUUAGGACGGUGACUGGCGGCUUGAAGUCAGAUCUGAGAGGGACGGAGGCGGCCCGUGAUUCGAGGAAGUGGAAGGUUUGAGGGGAUUCUCUGUUGCGAAGGUGGAUGGGGUUAGCUUGUUUGUUUCGCUUCUUGUUCAUUUGACAGACAUAUAGUAGUGAAUGGUACAUAGGGAAACUGAGUGUUCGGAGGCUCUAGUUCUCGUGUAUUGACCGGAUAGACAUACGCUUCAGCCCAUAGUUGGCGAUUGAACUCCGCGUGCUGAGCUCUUUUCUGGGCUUUUAUGGCUCGAGAAGAUAGCUUUUUCUCAGGUGCCGGUGCUGGUGAAGGUGCCGCCACCCCAUCUUGCGCAUGCGGUUC